AUGGCCACAGGUCAAGAAUCAUCCAUCCGUGCCCCGCCCAAACCUCUCACCGGUAUCCUCAAGACCAGCAGCGACAAGCCGAAGAAGGCGAAGAAGGCGAAGAAGCGCAUGAUGUUGGACGACUUUGACACUCCGGCAGAGGAGUGCAGAAACCCCUUCGAGGACGACGAAGACGACGACGAUGACGAAGAGGGGGGACGGGCCGAUGAAAUUAAUGACGACGAUGAAAGCGACGAAGAUGAUGAGGACGACGAGGCGGACGAGGAAGAGCUGCGCGAGCAAAAGAAGCGGUCGCGCAAAUCCAAAGGCGCUGCGCCCAAACGACCCGCCCAGAAGAAGCCCAAGACACAUAACAUCUCGCUGCCCUUCAGAGCUGCCCAACCAGCGGCGCGCAAACGAGCGACCAAGAAAGUCAAAGCGGUUGACUCGGCAGACGCGCAGGCCGCGGGCGGCUUGUAUGCGGACAUCUUCGCAGGCGACAAACCGUCCGAGGAAAUCGUGGCGGCAUGGAUGAAGGCGUUCGAUCGACACGAGUCGCGCGCGCUCGCGGAUGUGAUCAAUUUCGUCUUGAAAAGCGCGGGUUGUGAUAUCAAGAUCACUGAGCACGACAUUGAAGAUGUGGACGGUGCCACAAGCAGGCUCACCGAUAUCCAGGAUGAAUACAUGGCAUCGGAACCUACAGACUAUCCUUUGAUCGCCAAGGGUAGAGGUGCGGUGUCUUUCAAACAGAGUGUGGCCGACUUUGUUGUGACUUUUGUCAAAUCGGUCGCGGCUAAUGGCUUGCUCUUCUCCAAUCCCGAGUUGAUUGAGAAUAUCGAAGUUUGGUUCUCCACCAUGACAUCAGCUGCAAGCCGCUCCAUCAGACAUACCUCCACUCUGGCAUCGCUGAACGUCAUCACAGCGCUCUGUGAUGUUGCCAAAGAGCUCAAGGAUAAAUCUAGCAAUGCCACGCGUCAAGCCGCGUCAGAGCGCAAGAAGAGCCGGGUGAACAAGGACCGCGCGAAACAAUUGGAUGCCAGCGCGAAAAGCGCCAGCGAACAGUACGAGUUUGUGGAGGGGCUGAUCAAAGAUUGGUUCGACGUGAUCUUCAUCCACCGGUACCGUGACGUGGACGCUGCGAUUCGUCGCGAUUGUGUGGAGGCGAUAGGAGACUGGUUCAUGAUUAUGCCCGAUAUUUUCUUCGACGGGCACCAUCUACGAUACCUCGGAUGGGUCCUCAGCGAUCAGUCUCCAGCGACGCGUGGUGAGGACGUUAGGCAAUUGCGCAGAUUAUACAGUGACGAUACGAAGCUCGCGGGUCUCAAGACAUUCACAGAGCGCUUUCGAUCACGCCUGGUCGAGAUCGGAACAGCCGACUCGGACGUCAAUGUCCGAAUUGCUGGCAUUGACUUGCUAGACGUCCUACGCGAGAACGAGCUCCUCCAACCAGACGAUAUCGACGCUGUGGGUCGCAUGAUCUUCCACGAUGACCUGCGAAUUCGAAAGGCAGUAGCUGGGUUCUUCGCCGAGAACGUCAACGAUCUAUACACAUCCAAGCUGGAGAGCCUGGGCGGGCUCGACAAUCUUGAAGAUUCUUUGCCAGAAACCACAGAAGGCAACUAUUCAGCGCCACGGUUGGAAUGGCUGCGAUACAAAGCUCUCGCGGAGAUGUUACAAUCAUAUGACACAGACGACAGUCUUCCUGAUCACGUUGAGCGCAGCAAGAUUGAUGGCGCACUUUACCUGAACGUGACUGGGGUUGAGUCGCGAUUCUCAUUACCAGUGGCAGUCCUAUAUCCGAAGAUCGCCGAACUUGAAGACUGGCUUGCACUGGCAGGUUAUCUCCUUUUUGAUCACUCGACGAGGAAAAGCCAUCGAGCAACUGACGACGCCCUCACUCAAUUGAAGAGCGAAUGCAUCACGACGGAGACGGAGGAAAUCAUCCUUCUCGAAGUCCUGAACGCAGCCGUCCGCUUGAGCCUAGAGGAUCUUGCGGACAAAUCAUCGACCUCGAAAGGAAAGCUGACCAAACAGCAGCGUGAGAAUUUACAAGAUGAGCAAGAAGAGAGCGUAAGGCAUUUGAUAGAAUUAAUACCACAAUUACUCAAGAAAUUCGGAGGAACUCCGGGGACCGCAGCGGCGGUGCUUCGAUUGGAGAGCGUCCUCGCAUCGACAUCACUUCAAAAUCUCCGACAAAAUUCCUCGACGUAUGGCGGACUCCUCGACGAUCUGAGCAAGCAGUUCAUGUCACAUGGAACAGAUGAAGUGCUGGCUCCGGCCACCGCAGCAAUCUUUCACGCGAGAUCAUAUGGCGAAUUGGAUGAUGUCACAGCAGAUAAGCUUGCUGGCCUAUGGGAAGAUGUAAUCAACAAUCUGUCAGAAUUGCUGAAUCCUGCUACAAUCGCCGUACGCGGAGCUUCUAAAACAGAAGAACUCCUGGCCCUGGCAAACAACUUACGUCGCACUUUCCGCCUCAGCAUGAUCAGUGAUUGCACGCAGCCGUUAGAGGAUACUGGCGUGGCUGCUACGAACACUGCCGCUGGCAAGGAAUACCACGGCGCCAUCGACUUCCUGAUCGAUCUGAUCCUGCGAGCGGUACCAUCAAGUGGGCCCAACCUAGAUGCCGAAGAAGCAGCACUCGAGGAUCAGGUCGCCGCUCGUGCGGCAGAGGCGGCAUUACAUUACUUCCAGUGGAGCGUGAAAGCGCUGAUAGCGACCAUCACCACUGGCACUGACACUGAGAUUCCUUACAAAGUCCUCGAAGCUCUGGCUGAGCGGCGCGAUGCAUACGUGACAAACCUGGCACAAGUCCUAGAAAAGCGAAAACCGUCCGAAGAGGUCUGUGUGGCUGUGGCAGGUUGUCUGUUGGAUCUCUACACCGUCUCAAACGUGUUGGGCACCGUCACAGCCAAGCCCGGCAUGAGCGAUGACUACACCGUUUUGAUCAUGGAUUUCGAAUACGCGGACAGCACGAUGAAGGUGUUCCUCGCGCUGGAGAAGACCGUCGCCAGACUCUCCAACAAACAACUCGACGCACCCGUCUCCGAGGACAUCGAGGACGCCGACGCCGAGCCCAUCGACGACGACCCCAUGUCUGACAUCGAAUCCGACGCCGACGACGAGGACGCCGACGGCCCCGCCGCCCAACAGACCCGCGAAGCCAAACUCCUCAAACCCCUCCUCGCCCAAAUGCACCUCUGCAAAUACACCAGCAAACUCGUCCUCGCCAUCAGCGCCGGCGUCAUCCGCGACAAGGCCCUCCGCAAACGCCUCGAGCUCAACAAGACGAAACUCGGGCCCAACUUCAAGGAAGUCCUCGCCUUCCUCGACGUACCCAAUAUGCAGCAACGUCUCCUCAAGAGCGGCGGCGGCGGCGCAAAGGGAAAAGCUAAACCUUCUGCGACCCUAGCCAAGAAAUCCCGCCCCGCGCCCAAGAGCAAUGCCAUCGUCGGCGAGGACGACGAGGACGAUGAGAUUGAGGACGACGGGCCCGAGGAGGAAGCGAGGCAGCGCGCGCUUCAGGAAGAGGAAGAGGAGGCCAUGGGCGAUGCGGACGAUGUCGAGGAAGACGGCGAUGCUGCGGCGGCGGCCGCCGAGGAUGAAGACGAAGAGAGUGUCAUUGGCGAUUGA
Molecule: messenger RNA, 3609 nt
Organism: Dissoconium aciculare CBS 342.82
Lineage: Eukaryota; Fungi; Ascomycota; Dothideomycetes; Mycosphaerellales; Dissoconiaceae
Exons: 2
Coding region: 1-3609 (1202 amino acids)
Biological process (GO): sister chromatid cohesion
Cellular component (GO): cohesin complex; nucleus; chromatin
Molecular function (GO): chromatin binding
Source: RefSeq, a predicted model, not a curated record